This is a messenger RNA of Penicillium hordei, 1116 nucleotides long. Its product is annotated as zinc-dependent alcohol dehydrogenase. The record is from RefSeq and is a predicted model, not a curated record. The transcript is spliced from 3 exons. Gene Ontology annotation, molecular function: oxidoreductase activity; zinc ion binding. Bases 1 to 1116 code for a protein of 371 amino acids. Lineage: Eukaryota; Fungi; Ascomycota; Eurotiomycetes; Eurotiales; Aspergillaceae.
AUGAUUCCCCAAACCGAGACUCUGAAGUUUGAUAUCCCAGCUCUAUGCAAAGCCGGCGUAGUCGUUGAUGAGGGGCCCAAUUUUCGGGUUGAGGUGCAGAUGGUACCUGUCCCUGAGCCUGGGCCCGAUGAUAUCUUAAUUCGGCUCAAUUUCACCGGCCUCUGCUCGUCCGAUAUCCAUAUGAUGAAAGGCGAUCUCGGUCUGCCACCGAUGUCCACAUUCGGCGUGCGAUCUCCGGGCCACGAAGGCGCCGGUAUCGUUGUCAAAGCUGGGGCGAAUGUUAAGAACUUCAAGCUGGGUGAUAGGGCAGGCAUCAAGCCGAUCACUGAUACUUGCGGAUCUUGCGCAAUGUGCUGGGAUCAUAAAGAAACAUAUUGCAAAACGGCUAUUCACACUGGUUUGAUGACAGCUGGCAAAUCUCUAGGUACAUAUCAACAUUACAUUAUUUCUCCCGCACGCUACGCAUCGCCUAUUCCAGACGGUGUCCCCGAUGAAGUCGCCGCACCGAUUAUGUGUAGCGCAAGCACGAUGUACCGUUCACUCGCUGAAUCCAAUCUUCACGCCGGAUCCUGGGUAGUCUUCCCAGGCGGAGGAGGUGGUGUGGGUAUCCAGGGCGUACAACUCGCUAAAGCCAUGGGAAUGCGACCUAUUGUCGUUGACACAGGUGACUCUAAGCGCAAGUUAUCCCUCAAAAUGGGAGCAGAGGCUUUUAUCGAUUUCAAAGAAACUAAGGAUUCCGUGAAAUCUGUGAUCGAAACCGCGGACGGAGUAGGAGUCCACGGUGUUUUCGUCACUGCACCUGCAGCAUACAAAAAUGCCGUCUCUUAUGUUGGUCAGCGGAUUGGGGCUGUUGUUAUGUGUAUUGGAAUACCUCCUGCUGGUUCAACCAUUCUAGGGGCCGAUCCCUGUGAGUUUGUCUUCAAGAACCUUAGCAUUAAGGGGUCUUUAGUGGGUACUCGGAGCGAUACUGCUGCUGCAUUGGAUUUCGCGAAGAGAGGUAUGCUGCAGCAAGUUUCCGAGGUUUAUCCUAUCAAUCGAUUGCCCGAAGGAGUUGAGAAGUUGCGAAAGGGGCAGGUGGCAGGGCGGAUUGUCGUUAAUUUCAACUGGGAGGAGUAA